UGCUCGUUCACAAACACAUCUUGCAGCGAUGGCCGACUACGACAGCGAUUCUUCAGGCGCAGACGACAUUGAGACUAACGUGCUGCUCGGCUAUGUCUCGAAGGAGUCUACAGUCGACGAUUUCUCCCAACUUGGUGGACAUCCGAUAUGGCUAGAUGGGAAGAGUGUCCCUGAUGGGGCUCUCGCAAAGUGCAAAGUCUGCAAUGGUCUUAUGAAUUUACUCCUUCAGCUCAACGCUGAUCUGCCAGAUCGAUUUCCUGGCCACGAGCGGAGAUUAUAUGUGUGGGCUUGCAGAAGAAAGGCAUGUAGAAGGAAGGACGGCUCUGUCAGAGGGUUCAGGGCGACCAGACAGACCGCUGUCAAGGCAGUGUCUGCUACUGCUGGCACUACGAAGGAAGACAAAUCAGCUCCCGCACCACAACCUGCCACGAAUCUGGGCGACACACUAUUUGGCGUCAAGUCAACGUCAAGUGCACAGGCGAACCCGUUUGCCGCACCUGGGAGCAGCAGCUCUGCAAACGCCAAUCCAUUCGCCUCAGCCUCAUCGCUGGCCGCCAGACCACCCCAGAAGCCAGCAGAGCCCACGCCCUCAGAAAGCCUUCCUCAAACUUUCGCAGAAAAAGCCCGUCUAGCCUCACCAACAGAGGACGAGCUGACACAACCAGUCGGUCCCUCCCAACCCUGGCCCGAGAUUUCCGCGUUUCCAGAACCUUACCCUACCUACUACAUCGAUGCCGACAAAGAGUACAUCGAUGCCACACCCGCCAACGACAUUCCGCAGAACGUUCGCGUCGACAAUGUUGAAGGCAGCAGCGCAGCUGGCGAGAAAGACAUGAAAGAUGCUUUCGAAUCGAGCAUGGACAAGACAUUCCAGAAGUUUGCAGAUCGCUUAUCACAAAACCCCGAACAAGUUCUGCGGUACGAAUACGAUGGGCAGCCUUUGCUGUAUAGCAAGAAGGAUGCCGUGGGCAAGCUGUUAGACCCGAACCCUUCGCAAGGUAAAGACGCUAAGGUCAAAGUUGUAGGAGGGGCGAGUGGAGGCAAGAUCCCAAGGUGCACGAAUUGUGGAGCGGAAAGAGUGUUCGAGUUGCAAUUGACGCCGCACGCUAUCACGGAGCUUGAGGCUGAGGAAUUGGGCCUGGAUGGGAUGGACUGGGGAACGAUUCUGCUGGGAGCUUGCUCGAAAGACUGCCAGGCACGAGGGAAAAAGGAAGGCGAGGUUGGCUACGUUGAGGAAUGGGUAGGGGUGCAAUGGGAGGAGCUGGAAGUCAAAAAGGCUUGAGCAUGAAGAGCACGGAUGGGACAAAAUUGAAGCUGUCGAAGUUCUAUCUGCCCUUGACAAGGCGCCAAUCGCCGUCGUCUA
Molecule: messenger RNA, 1363 nt
Organism: Cercospora beticola
Lineage: Eukaryota; Fungi; Ascomycota; Dothideomycetes; Mycosphaerellales; Mycosphaerellaceae
Gene: TSR4
Product: small subunit rRNA maturation protein TSR4
Biological process (GO): maturation of SSU-rRNA
Cellular component (GO): cytoplasm
Source: RefSeq, a predicted model, not a curated record